Molecule: messenger RNA, 2100 nt
Organism: Triticum aestivum (bread wheat)
Lineage: Eukaryota; Viridiplantae; Streptophyta; Magnoliopsida; Poales; Poaceae
Product: acyclic sesquiterpene synthase
Exons: 10
Coding region: 135-2048 (637 amino acids)
Biological process (GO): diterpenoid biosynthetic process
Molecular function (GO): magnesium ion binding; terpene synthase activity
Source: RefSeq, a predicted model, not a curated record
CCGGAGACGUCCUAUAUAAACUGAACUCCGAGUCUCUCACUCGACCACACACUAGGUUAGUUACAUCACUUCUGGUUGCUAAUUGGUGACUCUUGUAGUUCUUCUGCACAUCGAUCAAUCGUGUGGUGGCGACAAUGAAGGUCGUGAAUCCGCCGGGCAGUUCUUCUCUCACGCGGCCGACCGCUCGCUGCUCGUCCGGCGGCGGCCUACUAUGCGGGGUGCUGCCGAUGCGAUCGACCAGAGAUCCCCGGCCUGCCGUCGCCAGAGUCGCCAAGAACAGGCCGGAAGUUGGAGGAAAUGCUGCGAGCAUGCCAAAUCCGUUAGGAUCACUAUAUUGCAAGGUCGAGAAGAAGGCUAGAGAGACUCGAACAAAGAAGCAGCUCCACAAACCUCAAGACGAGCCAACUUAUCAGGAAAGUAUACAUCUCCAACUUUCCAUGGUGGAUGUGCUCCAAAAGAUCGGUAUAUCUCGGCAUUUUGCCAGUGAGAUCAAGAGUAUCCUGGAUUUUACAUACAGAUAUUGGUUACAAAGAGAUGAAAUCAUGCUGGACGCAGAGACAUGUGCCAUGGCGUUCCGCAUCUUACGGAUGAAUGGGUACAGCGUAUCAGCUGAUGGCCUGUCACAUAUCUCCACCGAUCUGAGUGACACGAGAUCUUUGUUGGAAUUGUACAAGGCUUCACAAGUUGGCACUUCAGACGAUGAGUUGAUUCUGGAUAUUAUAGGAUCCUGGUCAGGUUACCUACUGAGGCAACAACUGAAAUCUAAUGAUGCACAAAGAACCCUACUCCUAAGAGAGGUAGAACAUGUUCUUGAUAGCCCCUUCUACACCAUGUUGGAUCGUCUGGAACAUAAGAGGAACAUCGAACAAUUUGACGUAAUCGAGCAUCCCAUCCAACAACUGACUUGGCAAACAAAUCAAGAUCUUCUAGCUUUAGGUGUCAUGGAUUUCAGUACAAGUCAAUCUAUAUACCAAGAAGAAUAUCAGUAUCUCGACAGUUGGGUGAAAGAGAGCAAGCUGAACCGGCUACCUUUCGCACGACAGAAGUUGGCAUAUUUCUACCUCUCAGCUGCCAGCACCAUGUUCCCUCCAGAGCUAUCUGAUGCUCGCAUCCUAUGGGCCAAGAAUGGUGCGCUCACAACGGUUGUCGAUGACUUCUUUGACGUUGGGGGAUCAAAAGAAGAAUUGCAGAACCUCACUGCAUUAGUCGAGAUGUGGCAGAAGCAAGAGGAAACCGAGUACUACUCUGAACAAGUCAAGAUCGUGUUCUGUGCAAUCUAUAGCUCAGUGAACGAACUUGGAUCAAAGGCUUCCGCAGUGCAAGGUCGCGAUGUCACCGGACACCUAGUAGAAAUCGUUAGUCUAAUCAUACACAGUCUCAUGUUCGUAGAAGGCUAUUUUGUUGUUACGAAGACUGAUGACACACUCAGUUGCCUUGUGCAGUGGCAAGAAUUGCUACGGAAUAUGAUGACCGAGGUGGAAUGGAGAACGACCGGAUACGUUCCAACUCUAGAUGAGUACAUAGAUAAUGCAGUUGUGACAUUUGCGUUGGGCCCUAUUGUGCUUCCUGCAUUGUAUUUUGUUGGACCAAAGAUUACUGAGUCUAUGGUCACAGAUCCUGAGUACAGUGAGUUGUUUAGGUUGAUGAGCACUUGCGGCCGUCUUCUCAAUGACGUCCAAACCUACGAGAGGGAGUACAAAGAGGGUAAACUGAACAGUGUCUCUCUGCUCGUGCUUCAUAGUGAUGGCUCCGUGACCAUACCAGAGGCCAGGAGGAAGUUGCAGAAGCCCAUAGACACGUGUAGAAGAGACCUACUAAGGUUGGUCCUUAAGGAGGACGAUGCCGUGCCUAGGCCUUGCAAGGAAUUGUUCUGGAACAUAUGCAAGACAUGCUACUUUUUCUAUUACCAGGGAGACGCAUUUAGCUGCCAAGAGGAGAAGGCCGGUGCGGUGGAUGCGGUGAUACAUGAUCCACUCCAACUCCCGAUGAAUCUACUCUCUGACCUUGAUUAUUCUACUUGGCGUGAGAGAAUAAAGAUCAAACAUUAAUUACUACUUCAUGUUUAUAUUGUUGUGCGCGUGUCAUUGGUGAAGAUGCAUA